UCUCGCGAGAUUUAGCGGCUUCAGCUCAGACAGUCCCGCACACAGUGGUGUGUAUUACGGUGUCAAGACGCGUUUAAAGUAACUUCAGAUAUAGAAGGUGUUUGUAAGUGACAGAAACAGUAAACAUGUAAGGGCUAACAUCACACUACUGUCGCUACCGCUAAAUAAGUCUGACUUUUUCAGAGAUACAGCGGGCGUGCUAGCCGGUCGCUAGUCGAAUGCUACCGUUAACCUCACCUGGGACAACGUGAUCAUUGAUUCUGUUUAUUUGAUUGCUCUUAAAAAUGAAGUGUCACUAUGAAGUGUUGGGUGUGAAACGUGACGCGGGAGACGAUGAUUUGAAGAAAGCUUAUCGUAAAUUGGCCUUGAAGUGGCAUCCUGAUAAAAACUUGGACAAUGCAGAGGAAGCAGCAGAGCAGUUCAAGUUGAUUCAGGCAGCUUAUGACGUCCUGAGUGACCCACAGGAGAGAGCUUGGUAUGACAAUCACAGGGAGGCUUUGCUGAAAGGAGGGCUCAGUGGGGAUUAUGAAGACGACAGCAUUGACCUGCUGCAGUACUUCACGGUCACAUGUUACUCAGGCUACGGAGAUGACGAGAAGGGCUUUUACACCGUUUACAGGAAUCUUUUUGAGUCCAUUGUUAAGGAGGAGAUGGAACACAGCAAGGUGGAAGAUGAGGAAGAGGAAGAGGAGUUUCCUCCCUUCGGGGACUCGCAGAGUGAUUACGAUACCGUAGUGCAUGUGUUUUAUGGCUACUGGCAAAGCUUCUGCACUCGCAAAAACUUUGCUUGGAAGGAGGAGUACGAUACGAGGCAGGCCUCCAACCGCUGGGAGAAGAGGGCCAUGGAGAAGGAGAACAAAAAGACUCGAGAAAAAGCUCGAAAGGAGCGCAACGAUCUGGUGCGACAGCUGGUGGCCUUUGUGCGUAAGCGCGACCGCCGCGUGCAGGCCCACAGGAAACUGGUGGAGGAGCAGAAUGCCGAGAAGAUUAAGAAAGUGGAGGAGCUGAGACGGCAGCAGAAGCUCAAACAGGCCAAGCUGGCAGAGGAGUAUAAGGAGCAGAGCUGGGCGGCCAUGUCUGAACUCGAGAAGGAGCUGCAGCAGAUAGAAGCUCAGUACGGAAAAGAGUUUGGAGAUGCAUCUGAAAGUGAGGAAGAGGAGCUGGAGAAGAACAGCGAAGAGGGCGGAGAGGCCGAGCAGCCGGAUGGAGACGAGCUGACGAUUGACGAUUACGAUGAUCUGUACUGCCCAGCGUGCGACAAAUCCUUCAAGUCAGAUAAAGCCAUGAAAAACCACGAGAAGUCUAAAAAGCAUCGGGAGAUGGUGGCUUUGCUAAGGCAACAGCUGGAGGAGGAAGACGAUGCACUUGGUUUGCAUCUGGAGGGAAGUGAGAAUGAAAAUGAGGGGGAAGAGGAGGAAGAGGAAAAGCCAAGGCAAAAGCUGUCCAAAAAACAGAAGCGGAAAAGAAAACAGCAGAAAGCGGCCCCACUAAGUGCUCCAGGGGAGGAAGACGAGGAAGAACCAGCACUGACCACCUGUGAGGAAGAUGCCUCCAAGAAGUCAGCAGCAGACCCCACGGAGCCUGAGAAGCAGGAUGAUCUACCUCCCACAGAGGUCAAGAGCACUGGGAAGACGAAGGGAAAGAAGGGAGGAGGAAAAGACAAACCAAAGAACGUCAAGCAGCACACAGGAGAACAGUUUCCUGAGAAGGAAGUGAACCUCCGUUGUGUCACUUGCAAUAACGAGUUCUCCACAAGAAACAAGCUGUUUGACCAUCUGAAGUCCAGCGGCCACGCUACAGCCCUCUCCGGAAAUACUCCUCAGAGCUCCAUGAGCAAGAGCAAGAAAGACAAGAAGAAGAACAGAUAACACAUCCUGACCUGGACUUUUGAACUUGAAAGAGCUUCACUCAGCAGGGACACUUAAAGGCUUAAAAAACAAAACAAACAAACCUCUAAAGGGGUCUAAAGUGGACAGCACUGGCUGACUCGUAGCUUUGUUUUUUGUUUUUUUAAUUACACUAUAAUGUUCAGUAAUACAGUUGUGUCAAAAAGUGAAUCGUCCAGAAUGGAAUGAAUAAAACUUUCCGAGCAGCCUUUCAUAACUUAUGACAGUCUUCAUACUGAAACCAGUUGAGAGAAAGAGUUUUUGAUGUGUAUGUGAUACUUCUAUCUCCGAUAUUAAAUCUGUACAUCUCCAGGAAA
Molecule: messenger RNA, 2203 nt
Organism: Pundamilia nyererei
Lineage: Eukaryota; Metazoa; Chordata; Actinopteri; Cichliformes; Cichlidae
Gene: dnajc21
Product: DnaJ heat shock protein family (Hsp40) member C21
Exons: 12
Coding region: 285-1868 (527 amino acids)
Cellular component (GO): cytoplasm
Molecular function (GO): nucleic acid binding; zinc ion binding
Source: RefSeq, a predicted model, not a curated record